GUGCCUUUCUCCUCCCCUCCGCUCCCCCUCCCCCUCCCCGUCGUCUCUCUCAGUUUCGAUUCCUCUCGCCGUCGCCGACGGCCAGACGCACCGCGUCUCGUCCUCUCGCGAGUCGCGAAGCUCUCCACCUCCCCCUGGAUCCGCCGAGCGCGUCCUCCACCGCCGCUGCCGCCGCCGAACCCGAUCAUCUCCGCCUCCCGCGUGACAGGCGCGGCCUCCCCUCGGUUGGAAGGGUUUGCUGCAUCAUGCAUUUUCUGUGGAUAAUCUUCAUUUGCCCUUGAGUCUUCGAUUCUUUUGGUGUCUUCAAAAUGUCGGGCUUGCUGAAUUCAAACCUUAAUAGUUCAGCAUCAAAUCUUCCAGACUCAGCUGGAAGGCCAUUUACAGCAUCCUUUUCGGGUCAAUCUGGAUCAAUUCCAGGUUUCCAUCAUUCUGGCUUGCAUAACACUCAUGGAAGUUACAACCUUCCAAAUAUGCCUGGAUCACUUGCACAAAGGAAUGCUGCCAUGAGUGGCUUUCCGUCCUCUGGGGUUCAACAACCUGGAGGUAGCAUUCCUGGGAGAUUCCCUUCAAACAACCUUCCGGUUGCCAUGUCUCAGAUUCCUCAUGCACAUUCAGGUGUCAGUGGUAGAGGGAUGAAUUUUGGCGGAGGUCCGGCAUUUAGUAGCAGCAUGAAUAUUGGUGGUAACAUCCAAGGCUUAUCCGGUGGUAGUCGCAAUUCUGUUCCUGGGAUAUCAGUAUCUCCAUCUUUAGGAAACUCGGGUCCACGGAUCACAAGUUCUGUAGGAAAUAUUGUAAGUGGAAGCAGUAUUGGAAGAAAUAUAAGCACUGGUGGUUUGUCCGUGCCAAGUAUUGCAUCACGGAUGAAUCUGAGUGGUAAUGCUGGGAGUGGUAGUCUGAAUGUGCAAGGAUCCAGUCGAAUGAUGAAUGGCUUGCUUCAUCAACAAGCAUCUCCUCAGUUGAUAAAUAUGCUUGGGAGUUCAUAUCCAACAUCUGGAGGUUCAUUAUCACAGAACCAAAUUCAAGCAGGAAAUAAUUCUCUUAGUUCUAUGGGGAUGUUGCAUGAUCCCAGUGACACUGCUCCAUUUGACAUAAAUGAUUUUCCCCAAUUGUCUGGUCGGCCUAAUUCUGCUGGUGGUCCACAAGGACAAUAUGGGUCACUGCGCAAGCAAGGAGUUGGUGUUAACACCAUUGUGCAACAAAACCAGGAAUUCAGCAUUCAAAAUGAAGACUUCCCAGCUUUGCCUGGGUAUAAAGGUAACCCUUCAGAUUAUAAUACUAUGGAGUUGCAUCAUAAGGAACAACUCCACGAGAAUGUACCUGUAAUGCAAUCGCAGCAGUAUCCUAUGGCAAGGUCAGGCUUUAACUUAGGAAGUAGCUACCUACCUAAUCGUCAACAACACCAGCAAGGUGCUAAGUCAGUCCAGAAUGCUGGAUCCCACAAUAUUUUACUGAGACCACCCAGUCAAACUUCUAGUUUGGGAUCAUAUGAUCAAUUUCUGCCGCAAUACCAGCAGCCGCAGCCUCAAAAUCAUUUCAGGUUUCAGCAGAUGUCUUCUGCUGCACAUUCAUAUCGGGAUCAGAUUCAAAAGAUUCAGGCGGGACCGACACCACCUGAUCCAUAUGGCUUGUUAGGAUUGCUGGGAGUUAUAAGAAUGAAUGAUGCUGAUUUAGCAUCUCUUGCUUUAGGAAUAGAUCUGACAACAUUGGGUUUGAACUUGAACUCACCAGAUAAUCUAUACAAGACAUUUGGCUCUCCCUGGUCGAAUGACCCAGCAAAAGGAGAUACUGAUUUUCAUAUUCCAGCUUGUUACUUCUCUGAGCAAACUCCACCGCUACAGCCCUUACUUUUUCAGAAGUUUCACAUACUAAUACUAUUUUACAUCUUCUAUAGCAUGCCAAAGGAUGAAGCUCAGCUGUAUGCUGCCAAUGAACUGUAUAAUCGGGGAUGGUUUUACCAUAAAGAAGUGCGCUUAUGGUUCACAAGAACUGCAAAUGUGGAACCUCUAGUCAAAACACACCUCUAUGAACGUGGAUCUUACCUUUGCUUUGACCCAGAGAUCUGGGAUUCAGUCCGUAAGGACAACUUUGUUCUCCACUAUGAGCUGGUAGAGAAAAGGCCAGCCCUGCCUUCAAUAGCACAAAACGUUAGAUGAAAAGAAAAUCUGGGUACCUCCUUAGUCCUGACCCAUAUUUUUCCCUGUUGGAUGGGACUAAGAAGCUCGCCAUCAUUGCCUAACUUUUAAGGACUAGGAGAGAAACUCAGAAAUAUCUAACGAUCUGCAGGGAGGAGGAAGCUGCACAACAGAAGUGUGGAAUGUCCAGUUGACACCCCUUGUAAUUAUACUAAAACAGUGGGAGCGAAUUUGCGUUUUUCCUUCGAUCGUGGGGAGUGUGCACUCCCCCUUAAAAACUGCCUAAUGUUCAGGAUUAGUUUCUCUGCACAGUUAUCUCACCAGCUUCAAAUGAAAAGAGGCAUAGCUGGUUUUAAUGUCUUA
Sorghum bicolor (sorghum) is the source of this 2495-nucleotide messenger RNA. Its product is annotated as probable NOT transcription complex subunit VIP2. The record is from RefSeq and is a predicted model, not a curated record. The transcript has 16 exons. Bases 309 to 2153 code for a protein of 614 amino acids. Gene Ontology annotation, cellular component: P-body; CCR4-NOT core complex. Gene Ontology annotation, biological process: nuclear-transcribed mRNA poly(A) tail shortening; regulation of DNA-templated transcription. Lineage: Eukaryota; Viridiplantae; Streptophyta; Magnoliopsida; Poales; Poaceae.